GACUAUAACCGAGCCUAUCAUAGACACAACAAACAUGAGUUGUUAAUUUGUUGUAGUAUGAUGUAACGUGAAGGUCGUCAGUUUCUUGUUAUCGAUCAAAAUGACUAUUUUUCGUAAAUGUAUUUAUUUAUUUUUAAUUUUUGAACCAAUAUUCUGUGCAAAUAAUAAAUUUCCCGACGAUUUUCUGUUCGGAGUCGCGAGUUCGGCUUAUCAAAUUGAAGGUGGCUAUGAUAGUAGAGGAAAAACCACUUUUGACCACCACUGGGAGCUGAAUUCCUCCAUGGUAUCCGACUCCUCCAAUGCCAAAAUCGCCUGUGACUCCUACCACCAAUACCAAAAAGACAUCGAGCUUUUAUCCUACUUGGGAGUCGAUUUUUACCGGUUUUCCAUCUCCUGGGCCCGAAUUUUACCAAAUGGGUUCCCUAACAAAAUCAAUCCAGACGGCAUCCGUUACUACAACGCCCUAAUCGAUGGUCUUUUGGCCAAAAAUAUCCAACCCAUGGUCACAAUGUUCCACUUUGAUUUACCCAAACCCCUUCAGGACCUCGGUGGGUGGACAAACCCCAUAAUUGCUGACCUUUUCGAGGAAUACGCUCGCAUUUUGUUCAAAAAUUUUGGCGAUAGAGUCAAGUACUGGAUUACCAUUAACUCGAACACUUGGGGGUAUGGUGACAGUGACUGGCCCCCAAUGGUAGACCAGUCGGGAUUUGGGGAUUAUUUAGCCAUCAAGAACACUAUUUUGGGACACGCUAAAGUGUACCAUUUGGCCAAGGGCGAGUUUAGGGAGCAAGAGGCCCAGAUUGGGUUCGUGGUCGAUGGGCGAUGGUACGAACCAGGGAGCGAGUCCACCCAAGACCGUGACGCCGCAGAACGUGCAAGGGAUUUUAACGUCGGGUUGUGGCUUAAUCCCAUUUAUGGUAGUGGCGAUUUUCCCCAAAUUGUCAAAGAAAGAGUGAAAUUAACAAGCGAGAAAGAGGGCUUUGCCAAAUCAAGGCUACCCCAAUUUACCGCAGACGAAAUAAAAUUUGUGAAAAAUAGUUUCGAUUUUCUGGGGGUUAAUAUCUAUACGUCUUUUCUGGUCAAAGAUGUGGAUGAACAAAAUGAUAAAGAGUUUUCGUGGGAUAAAGACGUAAAGGCGGGGGUUUAUCAAGAUGUGAAGUGGGAAGGGGCGAAGUCUGAUUGGUUGAAAGUGACGCCCUGGGGGGUGCGAAAAAUUUUGAGCUGGAUUAAACAAAAAUACGAUAACCCGCCAAUUUUUAUUACAGAGAAUGGGUUUUCGGAUGCGGGCGAAAUUGAGGAUUUAGAGAGGGUUAAUUUUAUGAAGUUGUAUCUUAAGGCUUUACUUGAAGCCAUUGACAGGGAUGGAGUUAAUGUGAAAGGCUAUGCUGCUUGGAGUUUAUUAGACAACUUCGAAUGGCUUGUAGGAUAUACGGAAAAGUUCGGUUUGUAUCAUGUGGACUUCGCCGACCCUGGUCGCAGGCGAACUCCGAAAACUUCAUCAAAGUGGUACAAGAAACUGAUCGAGCGAAGACAAUUGGACGAAACAAUUCCCUCCGAUACGUACAAAACAGAACUAUAAUAAAUUCUUGUUGUUUGUUUUUUUUUGUUGUUGUUUAAUAAAAUAAACUUGUCGUUUCACGUAACAAGUGGAGCAACGAAUCGAA
This is a messenger RNA of Tribolium castaneum (red flour beetle), 1664 nucleotides long. RefSeq names its product myrosinase 1. Gene Ontology annotation, biological process: carbohydrate metabolic process. The transcript is spliced from 5 exons. The coding region runs from base 101 to 1579 and encodes 492 amino acids. Lineage: Eukaryota; Metazoa; Arthropoda; Insecta; Coleoptera; Tenebrionidae. Gene Ontology annotation, molecular function: beta-glucosidase activity. The record is from RefSeq and is a predicted model, not a curated record.